AUGGCGUGUGUGAGGGUGCUGGUGCGCCUGCAGGCCCAGUCUGCGUAUAAAGGAAUAUUUCACUGCGUGGCUAAAACCUACGCUCAUGAGGGGCUCCAUGGAUUCUUCAGGGGCAUGGCAUUUCCCAUGCUCACCACCGGCAUCAUCAACUCUGUUGUGUUUGGCUGUUACAGCAAUGCUUUCGCUUACCUCACUCAGUCCCAGCGUAGUGAGCGUAGUCAAGGCUACCGGGGCUACAAUGCACACAUCUUCACUGCCGGCUGCUUCGCAGGACUGGUGCAGGUGCUGGCGUGUGCACCCAUCGACCUGGUGAAGGUGCGCCUGCAGGGUCAGACGUCCGCCGACCGUUACCGUGGACCGCUCCACUGUGUCGCCGUCAUCCUGAAGGAGGACGGUCCCAGGGGUCUGUUCAGAGGAGGGCUGGCCCUGGCUCUGAGGGACAUACCCUGCUAUGGACUCUACUUCCUGCCCUACGAGGUGGUUAAGAACACUCUGACUGAGAGCGGCCGUGAACCAGGCACCUUUGCGAUCCUGACGGCGGGCGGAUUGGCGGGUGUGAUAACCUGGGCCUUCGCCACGCCCAUGGACGUGGUGAAGGCUCGGCUCCAGAUGACGGGUGCUGGCGGCCGGCACUACAGCGGCGUCCUCCACUGCAUGAGGGUGAGCGUCAGGGAGGAGGGAGUCAGGGUGUUCUUCAAAGGCUUCCUACUGAACAGUGUGAGGGCCUUCCCCGUCAACGCCGUCACCUUCCUCAGCUACGAGAGUCUCAUGAAAGCUUUAUCCCCACCAGCAAAGCCAAGCGUGUGAAUGGAUGCGUGCCUUGCCUUGCAGAAUGACAGAAAUGACUCCUUAUGGAUAUUUUAUUACACGAUACGACUGUAGGUCUGAUGUUCUUAUGGUGCCUUUGUUGGAUGAUGAGCAUUGAAAUACUGUUUUCUAGCUGGACCAGGUCAACUCUCAUGUAGCUAAUGUCAGAAACUGGGACACUUUGAAGGUCAUGUAGUUUGCCUUUAGUUGGUUUCAUGUGAUUGAAGAUAUCAAUGUUUAGCUGUUUCAUAGGAAUCAAACCCACUUUACUUUACAAAAUCAGAAUCAUUACCUUUGUUGCACAUUAAAUGCAAACAUUUGCCUGUUUUUUUUUUUACUGUAGGGAGUUUAAAUCCCGACCACUGGACACAAACACUUGAAGAUUUUCCUAAUAAACGAUACAGAAAUA
Molecule: messenger RNA, 1216 nt
Organism: Stegastes partitus (bicolor damselfish)
Lineage: Eukaryota; Metazoa; Chordata; Actinopteri; Pomacentridae
Gene: slc25a45
Product: solute carrier family 25 member 45
Exons: 5
Coding region: 1-807 (268 amino acids)
Biological process (GO): transport
Cellular component (GO): mitochondrion
Molecular function (GO): transmembrane transporter activity
Source: RefSeq, a predicted model, not a curated record